AUUGUCUAUAGGGUUCACCGUGCAGGGCCACGUGGGAAAAUUUACUUCAAACCUGAAGAUGUGAAGGCAGCAAUUGUAACUUGUGGUGGGCUUUGUCCUGGUCUUAAUGAUGUUAUCAGACAGAUAGUAAUCACACUCGAAAUCUAUGGAGUGAAAAAGAUUAUUGGGAUCCCUUUUGGUUAUCGUGGCUUUUUCAAUGAGGGAAUACAUGAAAUGCAGCUAUCUCGUAAGGUUGUUCAAAAUAUUCACCUUGCUGGUGGAAGUUUAUUAGGAGUUUCUCGUGGUGGUCCGAAUGUCAGUGACAUUGUCAGCAAUAUGGAGGAAAGAGGAAUCAACAUGCUCUUUAUCUUGGGUGGAAAUGGUACUCAUGCUGGUGCUAAUGCCAUUCACAAUGAGUGUCGUAAGAGACGGAUGAAGGUAGCUGUUGUUGGUGUCCCGAAAACAAUUGACAAUGAUAUUCUUUUGAUGGACAAGACCUUUGGCUUUGAUACUGCUGUUGAAGAAGCACAACGGGCAAUAAAUUCUGCAUAUAUUGAGGCACAUAGUGCGUACCGUGGUAUUGGCAUCGUAAAAUUGAUGGGCCGAAGUAGUGGAUUCAUAGCUAUGCAUGCAUCCCUAGCUAGUGGACAAGUUGAUGUAUGCUUGAUACCGGAGGUACCCUUUCGUUUAAAUGGUCCUCAUGGCGUUUUGAAUCAUCUAAAGUAUCUCCUUGAGUCAAAGGGAUCAGCUGUAGUCUGUGUAGCUGAGGGAGCUGGACAGAAUUUCCUUGAGAAGACUAAUGCUACAGAUCCAUCGGGAAAUAUUAUGCUUGGUGAUAUUGGCGUCCAUAUUCAACAAGAGUCGAAGAAGUAUUUUAAGGAGAUUGGUCUUCCGGCUGAUGUGAAGUAUAUUGACCCCACAUACAUGAUCCGUGCAUGUCGAGCAAAUGCAGCUGAUGGCAUUCUGUGUGCUGUAUUAGGCCAAAAUGCAGUAAGCACCCUUUUGUACACAAUCUUCCUCAUUGUGAAUGCCAAGGAAAUGCUAAAAUUUUAA
Molecule: messenger RNA, 1032 nt
Organism: Macadamia integrifolia
Lineage: Eukaryota; Viridiplantae; Streptophyta; Magnoliopsida; Proteales; Proteaceae
Product: ATP-dependent 6-phosphofructokinase 5, chloroplastic-like
Exons: 9
Biological process (GO): glycolytic process; fructose 6-phosphate metabolic process
Cellular component (GO): cytoplasm
Molecular function (GO): ATP binding; 6-phosphofructokinase activity
Source: RefSeq, a predicted model, not a curated record